UCGGAGUUGAGGUACCGAGGUUUUCGAAACACAAAACGACUUUUCUUGUUUCGAACACAAAACGACUUUUCUUGACCGUGCCAUGAGGCAGACAGAAGGAAGUGAUAAUGCUUUUGUAAAUCCAGUCUAUUUAUCUCGUAAUGUUAACCGUAUAAGACAGAAAGAUAGACCUGUUGAACCUAAUUCAUUGGAUUUUGAAUUGGUAGUUGAUCACAUUCCGAAUGAAUUCCUCCAGAAAGAUAUUAUUCUAGAUGAUGCAAGACACUUAGUAUUUGCCACUGCAGACCAACUUGCCUUGUUGAAGAAGGCAAGGACAUGGUAUUUAGAUGCCACAUUUCGUGUAGUACGAGCCCCGUUUCAACAGCUAUUUGGAGUCCAUGCCUUCGUUAAGGGAAGCGAAGGUAAUGUAAAACAAGUCCCCUUAGCUUUCAUCCUUAUGUCAGGGAAAAGAAAGAGAGACUACAGAAAGGUAUUGAAUUCUAUUUUAGCAAUAAUUCAGGAGUGUAAAGUGGAAAAGAUCGUGAUGGACUUCGAAAUGGCUUUGUGGUCAGUAGUCAGGAAAUUAUUUCCAGUUGCAAAGUUGCAAGGCUGUGCAUUUCAUUGGAAUCAGGCAGUCUGGAGGAAGAUUCAGGCGUUAGGAUUGGCGGUUCCAUACUUGAAUCAUCGUCCCACUCAAGAUUACCUAAAACAGUUAAUGGCUCUUCCCUUUCUCCCACAUGAACAUAUUACAUCAACAUUUGAUCACCUUGAAUCACGCCUUCCUGCUGGCCCAAUUAAAGAUUUAACAACGUACAUGAGAGAAACAUGGAUAAGUGGGUUUUGGUCACCAAGUGAAUGGACAGUGUUUGGCCAGAGCAUUCGCACGAAUAAUGAUGUAGAAGGUUAUCAUAGACGUUUGAAUGGUAGUGCAGGCUCUUCCCAUAUUCCUUUUUAUGUGCUGGUUCCCUUACUUUUCAAAGAAGCCAAAAAUGUACAGGUCCAAGUGCGUCUGGUCAAGGACGGAAAACUUGCUCGUUGUCAGAGACGAAAAUACCGAUCUCUACAGGGACGAAUAUUUUCACUAUGGAACAAGUAUGAACAACAUGACCUCACCACUGACCAAUUAUUAAAAGCAUGUUCCAGGCUAAGCGGACCCAGUGUUUAGUUUGUAAUAUAAUCUUGUUUUUUUUUACUCAGACGCAUACUUUUGUAUACAUAAAUAUUUUAGUAUCAGUAGACUGCCUGAAUUGUUUUUUACUUUUAGACACAUACUUUUGUAUACAGAAAUAUUUUAGUAUCAGUAGACUGCCUGAUAAAGCCAGUCAGCGCUCCCAUGUUGUGGUCAGGGUGUGAUACAAAUGUAGAGGGACGAAAUAGGGAAGCAGGAAGACCACCACCACCACCACCAUCACCACCAGCAGUGUGGAAGAAAGUUUAGAGCAAUGGCAACCCUCCGAUCCGGCAAGCAGGUUGGCGGCAGGGAUGGCGGUGGCGGUGGCAGCGGUGGUGAGGUGGACGGCAGGGACAGAGGGGCAGAACAGGCUGCGGACAUCAAGGAGAAGAGGAACGCGCGGACAAGCAAGGUGGUAUUCGGCAGUCUGAUCCUGGACCUGCUCGGCUUCACGGUUAUGGUGCCUCUGUCUCCUGCUCUCCUCAACUGUUACUCCAAGCACGAGUCCAGCGGCUUGUAUUCCUCUCUGCUCUCCUGUGUUACUUAUUACCAGCAUAUCAUCGGCGUCCCUGCAAGGUUCCACUUUGUCUUGUUUUGGUGGCACUGAUCGGCGUGGCAUUCAGCAUAGGCUUCACCGUCGGGCCAGCUGUGGGGGCCACGUUCUCCCGCUGGGUGAUUCGCGGCCUCGGCUGUCUACGCACUCACUCUCCCUGUGGCUAACAUAAUAUUCUUUGCUGUCUUCUUCCAGGAAUCGCUGCCUGUGUUGUGUGUGUGUGUGUGUGUUCAAUAAUUUAUUCUUAGUGUCUCUCUUUUAUUUAUUUUUUUAAUUAUGUACAUUUUUUUUGUUUUCGUAUAAUUUUUGCUUAUCUUCUUUUUUUUUCUUUCAUUUUUUCUUUGUUUGCUUGUUUUGUUAUUUGUUUGUAUUUCCUUGUGUCUCUGAAUGUGGUUAAAGAGAGGUGCAUUGUGGGUAAAGCAUCAUUUUCUUUUUUCUUUCCCCAUUUCUUUACUUUUCCCUCUUAUUCAUUCCUUUCUGUCAUCAUUACAAACCCAUUCUAUCAUUUUCCUUACCAUAAACCAUCAAAACAUCUUGACAAUCUCAUUUAAAUCACUUUUUUUUCAUUAUCAUCUGUUCCUUUACACUUUCUUGCUUUCUUUCACUUAUUAAUUCACUACACUCCCCUGCUUGUGUGUUUUGGGGUGUAUUGGAGAUGUUUUGGGGCUGUUUUUGCAAGUGUUUUGAGGUAAAUUUUCUGUUUUGUGUGUGUGUGUCCGUGUGGCCGGGAGGGGGUUGCCUGUGUGUGUGUUUUCAAGGGUGUUUUCAUGGUUCUAGUUUAACAGGCUGUAGUGGAAGUUACUGGGGUUUUCAAGGGUGUUUUCAUGGUUCUAGUUUAACAGGCUGUAGUGGAAGUUACUGGGGUUUUCAAGGGUGUUUUCAUGGUUCUAGUUUAACAGGCUGUAGUGGAAGUUACUGAGGUUUACAAAGUAUAUUUUCAAAUCUAUAUUUUUACUGUGUAGCCAAAGAAUUAUAAUAUAAGACAACAGGAUUUAUCAGUAACAAUAUUAUUAAACCCACCACUGCCUCUACCACCCUCAUCAUCCACAGGGCCUAAUGAUGAUUAUUAUCUUUUUUUGCUGUUUUUGUUUUCAUUAGUUUUUUUUUUUUUUUUUUUUUUUUUUUUUUUUUUUUUUCAAUUGAUGUUUAUUAUUAUUAUUAUUAUUAUUUUAUGUUCUUAUGUCUUUCACUCUUGAAAUUAAGUUGUGCUAUUGUCAUUACCUAAUUGUGCCACAGGCUUCCCAAUCUACUCUCUAGUCAUUCUGUUGAUGUAGCAUUUCAUAGCUUGGUAUGUGGAUGUUAGGGAAAAGAUUUACCUCCCCUUUAUCCAUCCAUAAAGUUGCAAGAUAUUGAUUGCUUAGAAUUAAAAAUGACAUUGUUAUGACUCAUGUCUGACAGUGCUAUAGAUGCUGGCAGUCUUGUGGAAGCUGACACCAAUCAGACUAGGGUACCAAUUAUCAACAUAGACAAUUUGCCAUAUGUCAAGAUAGUCAUUGAGCAGCAUUGUCAUGAUCUGUGUACUUGGCCCUACACUUGGUUGUGGAAUCAAAUCAAUGAUCCUGCUGUAUUCAGGAUUGUCUUAUAUGUAGCCUGUCUGACAGUCACACAAGAUGAAAAGCUUCAGCCUGAACCUGUGGUGUUGGCUGGGAAUGUAUUGUUGGAAACAGCCCUUCCCCACCACAAGACCUGGCUGCCAGCAAUUCACAAUUUAUGUUUGGGCCAGAAGGCUGCCCUUCAUAUUGAACAUCAGUCAUAUGCAAGAAGGCAGAUUUAGGAGGUAUUUGCUAAGAGGUUCAAGAAAUAUAGAUUGCUCAUAUAUUGUAUCUACAAAUCUAUCAGUCCCUUUCAGUGUGAAAAACAUGGGCUUUGUUCAUAGAGAACCUUGAUACCAGGGCCUCUUACAUGAGGUUUUCUUGAGUAUUCUCGUCAUUAGCACUUCAGUGAGGACAAUAAACUUUUUUGUAUGCCCACAUCUACCCCACAGCAGCAUCUUGGUUUGGUGUUUCAUGGCACAGCCAUCCACUGCUGGCUUUGCUAUUGGGAUGGUCAUCUCAGCUCUUGUUCAAACACAGCAUUCUUGGGAGGUGUGACUGGCUGUGGUGGAUCAUGACUGCUCUGGUGGUGACCAGUGACCCGUUAGAUCACCGCAAUAAAGUGUGGCUCAAGGUUGAAGUCACAUAGAUUGACAGGCUGCUUGUCUUGCCAGUACUGUUUUGAACAUGGUGUCUUUCUCUGAUGAUCUGAUCCUUGAUUUUUAAGUAAGUGUGAUGGUACCUCAUCUCAUUUUUCAUGAUAUAAGCAUUUAAUAAAUGGAGUAGUCCAUCUAUCGAGUUACUAUUUGUGCACCAGUCACAGUUAUUGUAUGUUAUUAAAUAUUGUGGUGCUCCCAGCAACACUGGUCCUGGCACUGGGAGUCAUUUGUACCAGUCACUCAGACACUGACUUCACAGAUCAGAUUGUGGGAGAUGACAUUUUCAAAUAUUGUAUGAUUACUUUAUUGUCAUAUAUAAUUUUUGCCCAAAAAACAACUAUAAGUAAGAUUGUCACAAGUUAUAGUAAUAGUGAUAAUGAUAAUAUUAUCAAUAUAUAUUAAUAAUAAAUCAUUAAUGAUGCUGCUACUUUACUAGUGCUAUUAUAAUCUCUGUGUAAGAGGGUUGCUGGCCAAGAGCAACAAAAAUAAUUGUGUGUUAAACAAAGGAAGGGCUACUGGAGUCACUGUUGUACAUGACCAAUAUUUUGUACCAAGAUUAGUUGAAGGCACAUUAUCUUUUAGGUUCUCUUAAUGAAGGUUAGGUUAGUUGUCUACUGAAGGUAUUAUACAUACUAUUUUGAAUUAUUGACUAUUUCCUAUAUAUUUUCAGAUUUUGUUUAGAAAAAAAUCUAAAAGUUAACUGUAGAUGUCUUACAGUAUAUUGGUAUUCAAGACCAAAAGUGAUGGCUCAUUGACGUUCAUGAAAAUGUUUGAAUUUUACUCGCUAUGCUGAUGGUGUUGAUUAUCAGUGUGGUGAUUUCUCUCUUUAUAUUGCACAGCACUGACCAUGAGAGCACAAUGAUAAAGUUCAGGGCUCAGAUCCUCUUGUAGAAAACUAACUAGGUAGUCAGAACACCAGGAGAAGCAAGAUCCAGACAGGCAGACAGGAGGAAGGCUGGUGGGGGGCUCCUGGCCUGGCAGUGGCUUUAAAUAAAGACAACAAGUUUAACUCUCACUGUUGUCCUCAUGGAAAACCACAAAGUAGAUAAAUAUUUAACUCAGCAGUUUGCACAAUGGUACAUAGGAGGAAAAGGAUACAAGAGUGAGAGGACUGCAGUGUGUAAGAAUGAGCUGCAAACACAAGGUGCAUGAACGGCUCAGAUGCAAGUGAAGACAUACUGUGGGGAAUUCCAAAAAACGGGUUUCACUGUAGACCUAACUAGAAAAAGGUUUGUAGCAAAUUAUUAUUUAUUUAUUUGUUUUUUUUUUUUUCAUGCCUAGGCCAGAAGCUUCCAGAAUCCUGCCAGUGCCACUGUAACAAUGUUCCAUAACUCAUAAUUUCAUUAGUUUCCAUGUUUAAAUGGGCUGUUUGUAAAAUAGAAUCAUAGUAUUCAAACUCUGCCGAGUCUUGUCCUUCUAUAGAACUUCACCGUAUGUUUUCUUCAGUCUGCCAGCAGGCACUCAAUGACAUUUCUGUUGCAUGACUUCACCAAUAUGGUCUGCUUUCUUCAUGCCACUUAUUGUUAAUCCCAGGUCUGCUUCAUCAUACCAGACUUUCUUCAGUACAUUCUCUCCUUAUCAUCACCUCUAACUAUCCACUUUCACUUCUCUAAAACAUGAAGGUUUUGUCUUUCAUGUGCAUUAAAAGUACCCCUGUGCUUGUUCUUUCCACUCCUAAUGUUUACAACAAUGCUGGUCUUUGCUUUGCUUGACUGUUUGCUACAGUAGGUAAUGGACUUUAUCAGUUAUCUGUAGAAAAUUGUCCAUUAUUUUUGCCUUCCACCUCUAGCACCUUUGCUACCAUUGCACACUGUAAACAAAUUACAAGGAAUUCAAGAUUUACAAAUGAGUUACAUUUCUCAAAAUUCUCAGUAAGUAGGAAAUAUGUAAAUCAGGUCAGCUGCUGAUUUAUUUUAUAUUUUUUUUCAGUAAAUUGUUUUUUCAGGCAAUUGUUUAAUAUGUUUGUGUAAAUAUGGAUUGUGUAUUCAUAAAUCAAUACAAGACAAAA
Messenger RNA from Scylla paramamosain (green mud crab), 5902 nucleotides. Its product is annotated as major facilitator superfamily domain-containing protein 10-like. The transcript is spliced from 5 exons. NCBI's taxonomy places the organism in Eukaryota, Metazoa, Arthropoda, Malacostraca, Decapoda, Portunidae. The coding region runs from base 1422 to 1757 and encodes 111 amino acids. The record is from RefSeq and is a predicted model, not a curated record.